GCCUGGGAGGAGGCUUGACGGACGGCGGGGGUGGUAAGACGGGGACAGCGCCCCCUGCUGCAAGAGGAAGGAGGCUGAGGUGGACGGCCCGCCGGAGGGAAGAGCCGACGCGACGUUCCAUUCCCUAGCCGAGGGAGGCGCUUGGGAACAGCCGGGCCCUGCCAGCCAAGGGAGCCACAGCGGUGCCCCCCCUUGGCCUUGCCAGCCACCUCGCAACGCCAGCCACCAGCGGCAGCGGCCACAGCCGGCCUGCACCCUCAGCCAGGAGCAGCAGCGACACAUCCACCGCAGCCCUGGCUGCAAGAGAGCUUGGACCGAGCAGGCAGGCCGGAGGAGGAGGAGGCGGCGGCGGCGGCUGGAAUGAAACGGAGCCAGGCCCUGGGGAGGCGAUGGAUAGGAAGAGGUGGGAGUGCUCUGCUCUCCCCCAGGGAUGGAAAAGGGAAGAAGUGACCAGGAAAUCGGGGCUCUCCGCUGGCAAGAGCGAUGUCUAUUAUUAUAGCCCGAGCGGGAAGAAAUUCAGGAGCAAGCCGCAGCUGGCCCGCUAUCUGGGAAGCUCCAUGGACUUGAGCAGCUUUGACUUCCGCACGGGGAAGAUGCUCAUGAGCAAGAUGAACAAGAACCGGCAGAGGAUGCGCUACGACUGCUCCAGCCAAGCCAAGGGUAAACCCGAUUUGAACACUGCUCUCCCCGUCCGACAGACAGCUUCGAUCUUCAAGCAGCCGGUCACCAAGAUCACAAACCACCCCAGCAAUAAAGUGAAGACAGAUCCCCAAAAAGCAGUUGACCAACCUCGGCAGCUCUUCUGGGAGAAGAAACUAAGCGGCCUCAAUGCCUUUGACAUUGCAGAGGAACUGGUGAAGACGAUGGAUCUCCCGAAAGGUUUGCAAG
Gekko japonicus is the source of this 888-nucleotide messenger RNA. RefSeq names its product methyl-CpG binding domain protein 3 (gene MBD3). The annotation marks the transcript as partial. The record is from RefSeq and is a predicted model, not a curated record. NCBI's taxonomy places the organism in Eukaryota, Metazoa, Chordata, Lepidosauria, Squamata, Gekkonidae. The transcript is spliced from 4 exons. Gene Ontology annotation, molecular function: DNA binding.